Messenger RNA from Girardinichthys multiradiatus, 2041 nucleotides. Its product is annotated as serine hydroxymethyltransferase, cytosolic-like. Lineage: Eukaryota; Metazoa; Chordata; Actinopteri; Cyprinodontiformes; Goodeidae. Gene Ontology annotation, molecular function: mRNA 5'-UTR binding; serine binding; protein homodimerization activity. The record is from RefSeq and is a predicted model, not a curated record. Gene Ontology annotation, cellular component: cytosol; cytoplasm; nucleus. The transcript is spliced from 8 exons. Bases 169 to 1233 code for a protein of 354 amino acids. Gene Ontology annotation, biological process: protein homotetramerization; tetrahydrofolate interconversion; L-serine catabolic process.
AGAGGAGGGCCCUGGAGGCCUUUGGUUUGGACUCUGAGAAAUGGGGAGUUAAUGUGCGGCCAUACUCAGGUAUGAAAUCCUAAAAAACUUGCCUCUCAAAUUUGUUAUGCUAUCUUCACACAUCUCCAUGUUUCUAUGUAAGGUUCCCCUGCUAACUUUGCGGUUUACAUGGCUGUGGUGGAACCACAUGGUAGGAUCAUGGGCCUGGACAUUGCUGAUGGGGGCCACCCAUCGCAUGGCUUCAUGACCGAUAAGAAAAUCUCAGCAACAUCCAUCUUUUUUGAAACUAUGCCAUACAAGGUGAAUCCAGAAACUGGCUACAUUGAUUAUGAUAAACUGCAAGAAAAUGCACGACUCUUCCACCCCAAACUCAUCAUUGCAGGAACAACGUGUUAUUCCCGUAACCUUGACUACGCCCGUUUGAAACAGAUUGCCAAUGAGAAUGGUGCAUAUCUGAUGGGAGACAUGGCACAUAUUGGCGGAUUAGUGGCUGCUGGAGUGGUGCCCUCACCCUUUGAGGAUUGUGACAUAGUUACAACAACAACUCACAAAAGUUUGCGAGGCUGCCGUGGAGGACUUAUCUUUUAUCGGAAAGGCAUACGGAGUGUGGACACCAAAGGAAAGCAGACUCUGUACAACUUGGAGUUUUUGAUCAACCAGGCUGUGUUUCCAGGGCUGCAGGGAGGACCACACAACAAUGCUAUUGCAGGUGUUGCUGUUGCUCUCAAACAAGCCAUGACACCAGAGUUCAAGGCUUACCAGUUGCAGGUUCUCGCUAACUGCAAAGCUCUAUCCAGCACCCUUAUAAACCUCGGUUACAAAAUUGUCACUGGUGGUUCUGACAACCAUCUAAUCCUGUUGAACUUGCGUAAUAAAGGAACUGAUGGAGGACGAGCAGAGAAGGUCCUGCAGGCCUGUGCUAUUUCUUGCAACAAGAACACAUGUCUAGGUGCAAAGAGUGCUUUGCUUCCAAAUGGUCUGAGGUUUGGUUCUCCAGCUCUGACCUCCAGAGGUUUGAAGGAGGAAGACUUCAAGAAAGUGGCACAUUUUAUUCAUAGAGGCAUUGAGCUUACUUUGGAAGUACAGGGAAGUUUGGACCCCAAGGCCACCCUGAUGGAGUUCAUCCAGGCAUUGGCUCAGGGGGUGAAGUUCCAGCAGCGAGUCGCUGAGAUCAGAGCUGAGGUGGAGGCUUUCACUGGGCAGUUCCCCAUGCCUGGCCUUCCUGAGCUAUAGAGAGUAAACACUCGGGCAUUGUUACUGCUUACUGCUCAAACCGAGAGAUUUGUUUAUGUCUUUAAAACAGGUGGUGGUCAUUUCUUCGCCAUUUUGCACCUUUGUAGUUUUGGUUGUUUGGCAAUAUGUGGGUAAGAAAUUGGGUUGGGAUGGCAGUGGGCAAAUUCAGAGACAACUAGGAGCUGGUUGUUAUGGCAUUUCACUAUUUGUUAUCUUUCUAUGCUGUUUUGUUCCUCAUUUAUUUCAUACCCGAUUUCUUUUCAGGAACAAAAAGUAACUAGGAUAGGACAUCUAGCAUGGGACAUUUUGGAACGACCAUUUGUCAAUUCAUAGCCACCAGGAUGAGGUUUUUUUUACCUCUUUGCCAAUUAUUUAAAUUACAUUUUAUAAUCUAUUCAUAGUCUACUGUAGGGAGACUGGGUAACAUGACUGCACUACAUAAUGUUUACCAGCAGGAUAUCAGUGGGAUUUGUUUUGGUUUGAUCAAGGGUCUCUGUCGUAAUUCAUAAGAGUCAACUGGCCCAAACAGGAUUCAAAGCAAUUACUGGAACGGGAUCCAAUACAAAAUCUUCUUUGCUGAUAUCUUAUUUACUUGGUAUAGUUACAAGCUUUGUUGUUGUAGCCAGGGUGUUUGUCACUGUAGCUUAACAUAAAGAAAUAACUGUAAUACUCUUGUAAAUCACUGCUGAUGUAUUGUUUUGACAUUUAUGAUGCCUUGACAAGUUGUUUCAGUGUAUAAUGCAAUGUAAGAUUCAUAAAUGACCAUUCUGAAUGUAAAAAAAAUAUAAUAGAAUUUCAUAAACCAAAA